Cladocopium goreaui is the source of this 5454-nucleotide messenger RNA. The record is from the annotation of a GenBank genome assembly. Lineage: Eukaryota; Dinophyceae; Suessiales; Symbiodiniaceae.
CCGCAAAAGCUCGGCUCAAGUUUUGGGGUCGGGCUUGGCUUGCUGCACUUUGCAGAAGCCAUAGCGACGCUGACUUGGUCAGCGAAAGGAUCAAGUGAAGUGAAAGAAAAGAAAAAGAAAAGGAAAGAGCAAAGAAAAAGAAAAGGAAGUGGAGGCUGCAGGGCCACUCCACCUGUCCCGCUGGGAAGCCUCAUCCAGCACCCUGGGUUGUGCCUGGGGGUCUGUUCCUGAGGAAUGGACGAACUCCUCCGUGUGGGGAGAGAAGCUGGGCUUAAGGCCGAUGAGGUGACCAGCUGCCUUAGGCUGGGACGACCACUGACAGAGACCAAUUGGGUUCUGGCCAGUGAGGGUGAAGGAGGCAGCCUUGAUGUGGCCCUUGAGGUCUUUGAAAGCGGACGGUGGAUUGAGUAUCAGUGCUAUGAUGACGCUGGACAACCCCAAGGAAGAGCAGAGGUGGAGCUGCACAAAUGGGAAGAUGCCCAAGGAGGCUGGUUUGUUGGACAUCAUGGAGCAGCUCAGGGCCAGUACUAUCAGUGGUACGUGGAGAACCAGCUCCAGGCAGGAGUGGUAUUCCACCUGUGUGAUGGCCGGGCCUCAGCCUGCCGAAAGAAGACGGCAAGGGGCGACAGAAGGGCAGUCAUUCACGUGGACAAGUGGAGGAUGUUAACUCCCCAGGCGAUGGUCGAAGUGCCUUACUUGCGGGCCCAUGGAAUCCGGUUGGGCAAAACGGAGAUUGAAAAGUUUGCCGAAGAGAAGAAAGCCCAGAGGCCCCCUCCGGGCACUGGGCUGGAUCAGGCCAUGGAAGAGGCCCAGAGGGCCCGGGUGGCCCGCCCUGGAGGGACUGGCGCUGAGAGGCCAGAAAGAGGACGAAGCCGGUCCCCGAGGAAAUUCAAGAGGCUUUCUGACAAGUUGGAAGCCAGAGCAAAAGAGAAGCUGCAGGCUCGAGAAGGGCCGCGUGGCAGCGCCGACAAGGAGGUGGCUGAAGCUGGAGAACCAAAGGCGAAGAAAAAGAAAAGACAAAGAAGAAAAGGAAGGAGAGCUCCAGCAGUGGGAGUUCCGCUGGGAGCUCCUCCAGCUCGAUGUCAGUUUUUCGGGCGUCAUCGGCUCGGGGAGGCGACCUCUGGCGUUGGGCCCAAAAGAAGCCCGGGCAUCUCUCCAGCCGCAGCGACACGACGCAAAAAGAAGAUCCCUUCGACCAAAAAGUUCUGGGGUACGAUAGUACUCACCGCACAUCCUCCCAGCAAGAUCGGUGUCCGAGCCCACAGAGAGCUCGUCACACUGGCGACGGCGCUGGACGAGCUGCUCGAGAACAACACUCUCCGCUGCCUAGAUCUGCUCAUGCAGCGCUUCAAAGCAGUCGAAGCAUCGUUGCAGGACGGCGGAUGGAGUCUAGCUCGGCAUUACGAGUUGAUCCCUCCUCACGGGGCGCAACUCAGCCGAGAGGACGAGCGGGAGAUGGCCACCAAGGCCUGUGAGUCAUCCAAAAGACGCCCCCCGAAGUCCGAGCCCAGCUCGCCCGGAUCCAGUCCCCGAAUUGAGCGGAGGGUCCGGUGCCAGAGUGAAGUUCAACGAGAAGGCCCAGGUGAUCAACAGCCAGGACGCUUGGCCAAGGAAGAGUGGGCAAACCCCGAGGUGCUCGUGGUCGACGUCGAAAAAGAAAAGGCCAUCACCGACAAGACCAAAGUCGAAAGCCCCGGCGGAAGCGAAGGUCCACCCAGGAGAGAAGUCAAUCUGAAGCCAGUGUCAGACGAGAAGGUUCGAAAUCUCUUCCCGCUUCCCCUUUGGUUUGAUGAUGUUCAAGCUCUGAGAGAGGUUAUCAACCGGGGUGAGCACGGUGAGAAGAAAGACAAAAGGAGAGGAGGAUCCCUGACAAAGGGACAGGGCCAGAGGUUGGUCAGGCUUGAAGGUCUAAAGGCCUGGCAUGGACUGGUUGUGGUGUCCCUCAACUUUCUUUACGGUGACAGAGCAAAAGAUCACGGUCCCCCUCCGGGUUCGCAUGCCACUGCUGCUCAAGAAAAGGCGCUUUGUCGCAUCUGGGACCAACUGAAGGUCUUCUUGGAUGACAAAGAUGUUCGGGGUGUGCCAAGAACCCCACUGGCGGAUUGGAAACAUUCAGUCCAGGAAGUUGGCAUCAGCUACACCGGGGAGAUAGUCCAAAAAGCUUGUGCAAUCACUUUGGAGCAGAUCCUGCCUGGAUUGCCCAAUGCUGAGCAUGUGGGCUUGGUGAACCUGACGGAGUUACUCAGCCCCGAGUUGGCGAAAAUGUUGGAGCACCCUGGGAAGCUGGUCAAAGAGCUGUGUUUGGGACCGCGGCCAAAACCCCGCGUCCGCUGCAGCGAUGAAGCAUGGCCAGCGGUGGCCAAGGCAUUGUGGGACCGUGGGCUGGUGGCACCUUGUGAGUUUAUCCCUACAGUGGAUGAUGUGCCAGCUUUAAACGGUGCGUUUGGGGUGCCCAAGGCAGACGCUUUCCUCCCCUCGGGUGAGGAGAUCCUCAGGCUGAUAAUUGAUCUGCGCUGCACCAACUGGAUGAUGGAGCAGAUAGAGGCGGACACAGCCAGCCUCACAGGAGCAGCGACCUUCCAACGGAUAGUGGUGGAAGAAGGGAAGGAGCUGCUAAUCAGUGGCGAAGAUCUGACGUCUGCUUUUUAUCUUUUCAGGUUGCCAAAGGUGGCUCAUCGAAGGCUUGCCUUGAGCUCGCCCCUGAACGGGGGAGCCGGGUUGCACCAGCUGGCCGAAAUCACCCGGUUGUCAGAAUUCCCCGAGCUGAAUGAGCACGCAGGAUGGAGCAUCUACCUGGAUGACACAACCAUCGUCGAACAGGUGGCAGCCCAUGUAGUGGAGUCACUGAAGGACAAGCCCCAACCUGAACAAGAGAAGUUGAAGAGGGCUUACUUCCGUCGGUGUCUGUUCGCAGGCAUGGAAGUCAUCUUCACAGCAAUCGCCCAGGGUCCCCGGAAAUGCCUGGUUACCAAGGAGCUGGUUGAUGAAACGCUGAUGCUUGAAGGCCUGCUGCCCGUGGCCAUGUUCAACUUGAAAGCAGCAGUUGAUCCGGUGGUGACCGCCAGUGAUGCCAGUGAGACCGGAGGUGGUCUGUGUUUCGCCAGCCGUCUCACCAUGGCUGGCAUUCAAGAGGCCGAGUCCUUGCUUGAGGGACGGCCUUUGGAGGAGGAGAAAAGAGAGGUGCCAGAAGAGAUCAGCGGUGAAGAAAGGGUCCUUGUGAUUGACCUUUUUGCUGGCAUAGGGGGCCUAGGUGAGGCCCUGAAGAAAGCUGGGGUUCCUUGGAGACAUCUGGUGGCAGUUGAGAAAGACGCCAACUGCAGAAGACUGCUACGGAGAGCUCAUCCAGGUUGUGAGUUUGUGGUGGACAUUAAGAAGUUUGACAAAGGAGCUCUGAAAAAGGCGAUAGGAAAGGUGCCAAAUAUCACAGGAAUCGUGGUUGGCGGUGGUAGUCCGUGCCAGGGACUGUCAACGCUAUCGUCAGAGAGAAAGCACCUGGCCGAUGAGCGCAGCGCCCUUUUCUUUGAGGCGGUUCGGGUGCUCGAGAUGGUUCAGAAAGAAGCAGCUGAGCAAGGAAUCUGGGCAGUCCGGUUUGUGGAAAAUGUGGUAGCGGACUAUGAGGACAUUGAGGAAAUGAGUGAGGCCCUCAAGAUGGAACCAGUGAUGGUGGAUGCCCGGCACAUGUCGCUGGCCAGGCGGCCCCGAUUGUUUUGGCUGUCGGUGACACUCGCUGACGAGGAGGAAAUUGACAGCAUUCCAAGAAGAGGGUUCGUCGAAAAGGUCUAUCGGUCCAAGGUGCUGGAGGAGCCAUCAGAUUUUCUGGACGAAGGUUGCUCCUGGCCAGCCUGGGCUGAGAACAACAAGUUGCGGUACCCACCAUACACCUACCACAAGGACUUCAUGAUCCUGGAAGAUGGUGCGCUCAGACCAUUGCGUGCCAAGGAAAGAGAGGUGCUCAUGGGGUUCCCCCCGGGCCACACAGAAAAACUUUUGAAGAAGAAGCCGACCAGUGAGGAGGAGAAGCAAAGCUCAGAGGACCUCCGCUCGGCUGCAAUUGGAAAUUCGUUUCACACCAAUUCAGUAGCAGCGCUGUUUGAUCAUUGCUUCAGCAGCAUGGGCCUGAAGACCAGAAAGGGGCCAACCAAGAUAGUUGAAGAGUACCUCGCAAAGCUGAGGGAGAAAAUCAAGGAAGAGAUCGAGGUAGCAGGUGAUGAAGCAGCAGAGGAUAUAGAUGAGGAAGAGGCAGCAGAGACAGAGGGCCUGGAAGAUCAUGAGACCCAGAGCGUGAUUGGUGCGGAGCACUGUGAGUUACUGGAGCGCGAGGCCCAGAACCAGCAGCUGCUGGAUGACACAGUGCGCUCUGAUGAGCGUCUGAGCCAAGCACUUGUGGCAGCCUACAUUCGAAGGCAGGAGUAUCGGGGCUCCGAUGUCAGGCUCGAUCUUGGGUCUUUGUAUCGACCGGACUCAUUUCCGAGGGGGUCGAUCCAGGCAAACCGCUGGAGGUGGCAUACUGCCACCGCUUACCGGUUUCGCAUCACUGAGCACAUCAAUUGCUUGGAGCUCAGAGCAUUGGUGCAGGGCCUGGAGUGGAGGUGCCGGAAGGCUUGUUUUGGAGAUUGUAGGGCCCUCCACCUCACGGACUCUCAGGUUGCCCUAGCGGUGGCGGUAAAAGGAAGAUCCAGUUCCCGUGCGCUCAAUCGGUUGCUGAAGCGGUAUGCGGCCUUGCAGAUUGGAAGUGGGGUGUAUCCUCUGUUGGCUUGGGUUGAAUCUGAGGACAACCCAGCCGACGAACCAAGCAGGAGGUAUGCCACCAGGGCAACUCAGUUGUGCCCAAAAACGUUAAUGGCCCUAUCCGGGCAAGCGUUUCGUUGGAACCAGCAGGCCUUUGGGUGGCUCCUGGUGAUUGGCUUCACCCUGUUUCUUCGUACAGGGGAGUUGCUCAGCAUCCAAGCAAAGGAUGUGAUCCUCACCCGAAACAGUGGGGUGCUUUAUCUUCCCCCAUCUAAGACGGGGAAGCGCAACUUCUUACCUUUGAAACGAGUGGAAAUCCAGGAACGUGCAACCAUCCAGGCGUUCACCGCGCUGCUUCGUAACAAAGCUCCUGGAGACUUUUUGUGGGGGCAAUCCCGAGGACAGUUUAUGUCACUCUGGCAUUCCAUCAUCCAAAGCCUGAAGUUGGAUGGAAUGGCCUACUACCCAUACAGUCUCAGGCGCGGUGGCGCUACCAGCGCUUACAAGGCUGGAUCCUCUUUGGAUCAGCUGGUCAGCCGUGGCCGAUGGGCUCAUGUCCAAACUGCCAGAUUGUAUUUGGACACUGGCAUGCAGGCCCUGGCCAAUAUUACCAUCCCUCCCUCUGCCCAACCCCUUCUCCAUCGCGCCACUGCUGCCUUUUUGGCGGCAAACCAGGAAGGGACGCGUGGAAGGGCAGGAGCCCAUCAAGCAGGAGGCCUCUUGUGA